This is a messenger RNA of Cydia splendana, 8014 nucleotides long. It is a transcript of the gene Unr, whose product is annotated as cold shock domain-containing protein E1. The transcript has 17 exons. The coding region runs from base 530 to 3247 and encodes 905 amino acids. NCBI's taxonomy places the organism in Eukaryota, Metazoa, Arthropoda, Insecta, Lepidoptera, Tortricidae. The record is from RefSeq and is a predicted model, not a curated record. Gene Ontology annotation, molecular function: nucleic acid binding.
ACAAAAUUUAAAAAUCCUCUUAUUUUAUUUAUAAUUUUUUACAACUAAAAUAUUUCUUAUGGAUGAUUUUUAUUAAACCACUUUUAUAUAGUUUGUAUGGCCGGAGUGAAGUCGUGAAUGUUGACAUUCAAUAUGGCGGUAUGUCGUCAGUGCUAUGCUGUGUCGUGCUUCUGAGUGUCGGUUUCGGGCAAACGGUAUAGCCUAUAGAUAGAAACAGAAUAUACGAUUACCUUCAACAAGCCGAUGUACCACAGAGCUCCGAUUCAGCAAGCAUUGAAGACAUCUGAGGAUCUAGUAUAUCAUAAUCAUAAGUAGAUUUAUUUUUCAAUAUUAGUGGUUUUGGUGAAGAAAUUGUGACACUUGUGAAAGAGACAUGUUGGUGUUCCAAUGAACACAAAGACUAAUGAAAAUGUGAUUUGUUUUCAAUAAAUUGUAACCACUUUUUAAAUUACAUUAUUCUGUGAUAUAUUCGUAAAUACAGCGUUUUUCGAGACAUAUACACAGAAGAUACAGCACUAAACAAGGAAUAAUGUCAAGUAAUCCUCAGUGGAAGAUGUUCCAGCCGCCAGAUUCACACUCAUCACCCCUGCAGGAUAUUCUAGAUCUCCAGCAUUCUAACAUGCAGGCCAAACAGGCCUAUCGAAAUGGUACGUUUAGCAGCGAUUAUCCAAGUUCUCCAAGAGAUAAUUAUAACAACGUGGGAAAGACUGGCGGGGGUGGCGGCAAUCGCUUCACUCUCGCCAACUAUAACAUAGACGGGUGCCCGAUGGGCGACUCGGUGGGGGUCUACUCCACCAGCUCCAACAACACAUCGUCCCAGCAAUACGACUCUGCCAACCACCCGCCUAUCAGAGAAACUGGGAUUAUUGAAAAGCUACUGCAUUCCUACGGAUUCAUACAGUGUUGUGAGAGGCAGGCACGCCUGUUCUUUCAUUUUAGCCAGUUUAGUGGAAACAUUGAGCAUCUCAAGAUCGGGGAUCCCGUGGAGUUUGAGAUGACUUACGAUCGACGAACGGGCAAGCCUAUUGCUUCCACAGUCACCAAAAUAGCACCUGAAGUGGUAUUGAGCGAAGCGCGAGUAACGGGUACCGUGACCACCGAAGUGAAGGGCGAGGGCUCCGGCGACAAUACGGGCAGGAUAUCGUACGAGAACCGCGGCGAGUGCUUCUUCCUGCCCUAUACGAAGGAUGACGUCGAAGGCAACGUCACGCUGCACACCGGCGACGCUGUCAGUUUUCAAAUCGCUACCAAUCAGAGGGGCACCCUAGGCGCAUGCCAUGUGCGCUUCGAGAACCCCGUGCACCCGGUGAAGUACCACGGCGUGGUGUGCUCCAUGAAGGACAACUUCGGGUUCAUCGAGCGCGCCGACGUGGUCAAGGAGAUCUUCUUCCACUACUCGGAGACUAAGACCAAAGAGGAGCUCGCGCUGGGCGACGACGUUGAGUUCAUCAUUCAGACUAGAAAUGGAAAGGAAGUAGCCUGCAACAUAACGAAGCUGCCAAGCGGCUCGGUCGUGUUCGAGGACGUGAGCCCCGAGAUGAUGAAGGGGCAGGUGCUGAAGCCGCUGGAGAAGGGCGCCGCGCGCGCGCCGCAGAACGACCCGCUCCCCGGCCGCAUCCGGUACCGCGCCGCGGACCACUCAGAGGUUGAGGUGCCGUUCGGCGAUAAGGAUCAGUGCGGCGAGUUCACGCUGAAGCAUGGCGACUGGGUGCAGUUCCAAGUGGCCACGGACCGCAGGGAUCAACUCAAGCGCGCCACCAAUAUCUCCUUGCUGGAUGAGUCCUUCAACGUUUCUGGAGAGAGGCGGGAGCAAGGCGUGGUGUGCUCUCUCCGGGAAGGCUUCGGUUUCCUGCGCUGCGUGGAGCGCGAGCAGACCAUGUUCUUCCACUUCGCGGAGGUGCUGCGCUUCGGCCUCAUGGCCGAGAACCCCAAGGACCCCAAGGACCCUAACAACGCCAACAAGUAUAUACUCAGCGUCGGUGACGAGGUGGAAUUCACCGUGGACCCUGUGACGUCGUUCUCAAACAUGAACACGCGCCAGAGCGCCAUCCGCAUCAAGCACCUGCCGCCCGGCUCCGUGCACUUCGAGACCCUGGUCGAGCGGGGAGUGCGCGGCGUCGUCACUAAAGAGGCACAGCUCUACAGCUCCAACUCGAGCCCUACUAGGAACCCGCCUCCAGAAUAUAAUGGCGUUAUCAGUUGUCAAAUCAACGGAGCUAAGAAGAAUCUUACCUACAUGGCCAAGAAGUGCGACUCCAAGAUGCUGCCUCGAGUUGGCGAUAAGGUCAUCUUCGAUAUUUAUCAGGUGAAGAGAACCAAGGAGCUGGUAGCGAUGUCAGUGACGAUCCAACACAGCCUGACGAACGGCGGCGCCAGCAACGGCAGCGCCUCGUCGCGGGGCGUACUGCACGGGUUCAUCGCCGCGCUCAAGGACGGCUUCGGCUUCAUCGAGACCUCCGACCACAGCAAGGAGGUGUUCUUCCACUUCAGCAAUCUGGAGGGCAACCCGGACAACCUGGAACUAGGCACGGAGGUGGAGUACGGGCUGGGUCGCGCGGGCGGCUCGGGCGGCGGGUGCGCCAGCGCCGAGUUCGUGCGCGUGCUGCCGCGCGGCACCGUGCCGCUCGCCAAGCCGCUCGAGCCCGCGCUCAACGGCACCGUCACCCGCACGCUGCGGGCGCUUAACCCGGAUCAACCUAAAUAUUGCGGUCUGAUUCAAAUGGAGGGUGGCACGUCUUACGAGUUCGGAAUCAUGGGGCUGGCGUGCAAGCGCGAGAUCCUGCAAGUCGGCGACCCGGUCACCUUCCAGGCGGACGCGGAGGGCCGCGCCACCAACAUCGUGCCCAUACGCAAGAAGCGACGCGCCACCGUUGACGCCAUCAAAGGAGGUUUCGGUUUCCUGUCGCUGUCGAUGGAGGCGGAGGAGCAGCGGCGGCUGUUCUUCCACAUGUCGGAGGUGCGCGGCAACCCCGCGGAGCUGCAGCCCGGCGACACGGUGGAGUUCGUCAUGCUCACCAACCCGCGCAACGGCAAGAGCAGCGCCUGCAACGUCGUCAAAGUCUCCAGCGGCAAGACUGGCGUGAAGCCCCGCCCGGAGCGGCCCGAGCGGCUGCUGGCGCGGCUGCGCACUGCCUCGCUGGAGGAGUCCGGCGCGCCGCGCGUCAUCGUGGUGCGCGGCCCGCGCGGGCCCGACGGCUCGCGAGGCUUCCGUCCGCGCCGACCCAUCGCAGAAUUAUUAGCCGAGUGAACAUGAGCGGGCGACGCACCGCGGCCUCUGGACACCGGCAGCUACGUUUGUAGGUAAACCUCCUAAUGGUUUGAUUUUCAAUUCAAAUUGUUUCAUUGUAUUCACGAGAGACUGACUGAUUCUCUUUUCUUUAGCAGCAUUUAGAGAAAUUGUUUUGUGAUUUUUACUAAUUGUAGGAGAAAAAAACACUGUUAAUAAAUUGGCAGCAGCCAUGAUACCGAUCAAGUUACAUCCACGUUGCGGCUUGUGAUCAAUGAGCGAUGAACAUAUCAACUUUAACCGGACCUUUAUUAUUUGCUUGAUUACCAAUAUCCUUAUUACGUAGGUAAGAGGUUCUUUUUAGCAUGGCUACUUUGUUCAAAAUUCCGUUUGACAUAUUGUACUUUAGCUGUUAUUAUGGUUUGCCAAGUUCAGCUCUCGAAUACUAUUGUAAAUAUCCACCGCAGCAGUCAGCCGCCUGAUCUGUAACCGACUGACUGCUGCGUUGGACAUCCAUUUGAAUAUAAUAUGUGCUUAUUUGUAAGGAGAAAAAUCAUCUCUGACUCGUGAGUGUUCUGUACCCAGGACGCGUUCUGUCUGUAUGUAGGUGACACAUAACAAAUGAGGGUUUCUAGAUCUCACGUUAUUGUAACUUAUUGCAAGUAGAUCUCUGUCGGUUUAGUCUCUUCUGUGAUUAUGUAAAUUUUUUUUGUGCAAUACAUUUGAAAAACAAAAGUGGCCCGUUUAGGGCGGUAUGACGCGUCGCUUGAUGCUUUGUAAAUUGUUUUCGCCGAUCUUACGAGCCCCGAGCGACGGCGACCUAUUUUCGAAAUCUUAAAGGGCGUGAUUCCACCUUGUGAAUUAACCUUUAAAUAUAUCUACGAGCAAUGUAAUUUAAUACAAUUUACCCGAUUUUACUGCUCAUGGUUAUAUUUUAAUCAAUUGUUCUCGACUCAUUUGUGAGACUUGGCGCCGAAUCACGAAUGACAACAAUAUUAAUUCACGAAAUGGAUGAACCCCGACUAUGAAAACAGGUUCCUUGCCGAUAUAAGUCUUAUAAGACGCAGUUUGCCUUUUUGGAUGCAUGUAUUUACGAGUAAGUAGUGUAUUGUUUGCAUUGCCUAACCCUCUUAAAGAAAUUGGCAAAUAUUUUGUUUGUAAAUUAUGGUGAUGAGGAUAGGUUCUUGUUAUAUACCAAAUCAAUGUUUACCAAAGGACUAGAGUAUCAUGGAAUACUCUAACUUGGUGUGACUACGUGUCUGGUGCAGUCGAUCAAUAAAAUCAAACUGUUCAAUCUAUGAAAUACGAUUUCCUGAAUCCGUCAGUUAAUAUUUUUCUAUAAAAUUUAACACUGGAAUUUGAAUCAUGUUGUGUAAGUAUAUAAAAUUUAUAUUAUUGAACAUUUUGUUUUAAAAUCAAAUUAAAAAUAAAAACAAAGAUGUUAUUUUUAUCAAAACUCUAGAUCACUUUUGUAGGUGGGCCAUUUUAUUUAAAGUUGUCCCCUACCCUUUUUUUUCAAAUUUGGGAUCUUUUAUGUUAUUUCUACUCAGAAUCACGAGCUCUUUAUAUAAUAGGAGAAAAUAAUUGUCCCAAGGUUUUUUCCCAUUCCGUUACCAUUUUUUCAUAGACUUUGUAUGGCGGUUUCGUAAUGGAAAGAUCGAAAAAUGUAUGGAAAUCUUGGGACACUUUUUUUCUCCUAUUAGGAUCAAAAGAGCUCAUGAUUCUGAGUAGAAAUAACAUAAAAAAUCCCAAUUUAAAAAAAAAGUGUAGGGGAUAACUUUAAAUAAAUGGCCCAGGUAUAUCGUUGUUUAUUCGAUCUGAAUCAAAUUAAAUACAUAAAUUGUCUGUAUUUUAAACAUUAAGAUCCUGUUCAAUAAUGGCGAGUUAAAAUUCGCAUACUAAAAGAAAAAGGCGGUAGGUUCAUUAUUAGUUAUGGAUUAGAUUAGGUGCGCGCGCCACUGACUGUUGUGCACGGAGCGACGACACUGGCGGACUUCCGCUUUUAUUAUACCUAUCUAAUUAUUGCAUUACACCUUGCCUAUUUAGUAUGUACUAAUUCAUUUCAUUAUAUAGGGUGGCCCUCACAGACUAACUUUAUUCUGUCAUCAUAAAUUCCGUACACGGCGGGAAGAAGUUGAUAACUCGAGAUAUUUUAUUGAAGAAAUUUGAACUUUUAAUAAAAUUACAUAAAGUUCAAAUUUCUUCAAUUUUUUCUCGCCACUUAUCAACUUCUUCCCGCCGUGUACGGCAUUAUAAUAAAAAAAAAGUGGUAUUGUGAAAAAAUCUAAAAUGUUUACUAAAGAAACAAUUUAUACUUUGGAAAUACUUACACCAAAACUUCUGAGUAUAAGGUGUUUGUUUUAAACUGUCAAAAUCCCAAUGUACACUACUGUAAAUUUACAAUAUCUAUAAUAACUGUUGUCUAUAUUUUGUUGUUGUUUAUGUGACGAAUAUUACGUUGAGUUCGUUUUGAAUGUAUAGUGAGAAAGGUAAAAUUUGUCUGGUGGUGUGUGUCGGCGCCCCCGCAGCGCCGGUUCCCGGUCCCGGUCCGUCUUCAUCUGGUAUGUGUCGCCCGAUCCACAAGUGCCGAUGGCUAAUCCCACUCUACCUGAUAUAUAUAUAUAUAUAUACUUUACUUAAAAACUAAAUGAACAAAAAUCAAACUAAUCGGAUAAAAAAAGCAUUUAUAGAAGUAUGCAAUGUACUGGAAUGGAACCAAAGACUGAAAAAAAAAAUAUUUAUUACAAUAAUAAUAUUGGUGUUAGAUUAUUUUAAUUAACGGUAUGUUGUGAACAUUCACUUUGUGGUCGUAGUAAUGAUGUAGUUUGUCAUCGUUCGAUAUUGUUUUAUGGCAAAUGAAGUAUCUAUGACUGGCGGAUGUGUGGCGCGUUGUUACGUUCUUUAAGCCCCUUUAGACGGUUCAAGAACUUGCAUGCGACUUUCGUUACAUUGCGGUAUUUGGUCGAUCGUUUGAAUUCAUUGUAAUGUAUCGAAUAUUGCAUGCAAGUUGUUGAACCAUCUAAAUGUGGCAUUAAACGUAGCUUUUUUGGAAUCAAUUCAUGUAGAAGAUAUUGAUUUCUAGCGGCGCCUAACUAUCAGUUGUGUAGACUGAAAGUAUUCAAGCAAUACGAUAAUGUGUUCAAGAUCGUAUUCAGACGAAGGGAUAGUAUAAGCUGGCGACGGUAGGACGCUUCCCUCCCCGCCUUCCUCUACCUACGCCGCGGCCGUCUUUUCCUCCCUCUUUCUUAUCGUUACUAUCAAUUACUUUGCUAGUGCUUAAUAAACUGCACUGCGCUUAUUAUUGAUUAGGUACAUCAAUUGUGCGAGUAUUGUUUGAAAAUAUGUAAAAUAAAUUUAACCUAUAAGUCAAAAUAAACAUGUAUAGAAUUAAAGAAUUAAAAAUAUAUAAAAAGGAAUUUUGAACAAAACGUUAAAAAAUUGCGCUUUAUAAUACAAGAUUUUAAUUGCUGUAUCAUAUAUAAUGCUUAUGUAACCAUAACUUAGUAAUAGUCUUAAUAGUAUAAUAAUCAGGAUAUUUGGUGUUGUAGCGUACGAAGGUAAUCCCCGGGUCUGUUCGGGUAUAGGUAUUAUUAUUAUACUAGUCUUAAACGAUCACGCCGAUUGUCAUACUACGCAGACGAUAGAUGUAGUGCUACCGACGGCAGUCGCCGUCGCCGUCGCCGCCGCGCCGGGAGCUGCCGCGGCCGUGUGACCGCGAGCUCACGACCCACAGUUCUGUGACACGCCACGACACGUAGCUGUAAUUUCGUGAACCACUCGGAAAUGCCAUUGCCUAAAAGAACCUCUGAAACAGAAUAUGUAUGUCUAACAAAAAAAAAAUGUUAUAAAAAAUAUAUAAGCCUUUCAGAAUUACAAACUUUUAAAGUAAUCAUAAGAGUUUAUUUUAAUUUAGUUGGAAUGUAUUCGUUAGUCAAGUUAUCUAUGCCAAAUGUUUAUACAACCCCAUACGGUUUUGGGAGCGUGAAUGAAAUGGAUGUAGGUCACGUUCGCGGGCACCCACCGCGCACCCUGGAGCCGCCGAGGAGUGCCGUGGGGCCACCGCCACCCAAGCUUCUCACCCCAUACCGACUGUCCAUUUAGUUUCACGAUCAGAUGUAUUUUACUACGUGAGUUUCUUGUAGAGGAGCCAUUAACACGGUACAACUUUCGAAUUUUAAUGUUAACGUGAUAAUUUUUAUAUAUGUGAUGCCUUUAUAGGAGUUGUUGAGGAACUGGCUACUUUACACGAUCCGUUAACGUGCUGUUGUGAAAUUCCGGUCGCGGUGUCGCUCGGGCCUAAAUUUAUCGUAAUCGGGGACAAGAAAUAGUCUCACUAGUUAUCCUAUUGCUUUCUCAGAUUCGUGUACCUAUCUUUUUAAGUUAUUUUGUAAUCCGGACUUUCUUUUGUAGUUAGGUUUCUCAUUCCACUGAGAAAGUAAAUAGAAUAGAAGUGAGACGGCUCGACGGCGUCGCGUCACGAGAUUUUCACUGAUCAUAAUCGUCAGCGAUGCCUAACCCGUGCCCUCGAGCGCGGGCCUUCUCGCUUACCCCGCCCGGUUGCCUGCCGUCGACGCGACGCAGCAGGGGAAGGGUUAACGUAGCCACGUUGGUUAGCUCGUUGGACGUUUAUGACGCUCUAUACGUUGGAACGAUUGCAUAUUCUAAAGUUCUUGUGAUUGUUUGCCGUCGGCCGGCCCCGGUCCCGCGGGCCGGCACACCAUGUUUAUAGCUUGUACGACUCGUGCGAAUAGGUACAUACAUAUACCAAUAAACGAUGUGAUUACGCCA